This is a messenger RNA of Struthio camelus australis, 4677 nucleotides long. RefSeq names its product GIPC PDZ domain containing family member 2 (gene GIPC2). NCBI's taxonomy places the organism in Eukaryota, Metazoa, Chordata, Aves, Struthioniformes, Struthionidae. Gene Ontology annotation, molecular function: protein binding. The record is from RefSeq and is a predicted model, not a curated record.
CUUAAGAGUUUCGGCAGCACUCAGGAUGAGUUAUACUUGUAAUCUGUCACUACUUUUGACUCACUGGGUCACUACUGCUCAAUAAAAUAGAUAACAUUCCUUAACUAGCAAUGUAGCCCAUCCACAAAUGUGUAUGUUUCUACUGACAGAAUAAAACAACUGUUUCCUCCACUCUUCCCGUAGAGAAUAAAAUAGGAAAGCUAGUUAGAAAAUGUAUUUGCAUAUGCUCUUGGGCACUUAGCAUUGCGGUUCCACUAUGAUUAUAGGGAAAUGUGGCAGGGGGUGUUACGUUCCUUGGAAGGGUGGAAAUGCUAAGGGCAGCCCUUAUCAUAAACAGAAUAAAUAAGCAUUGACCAAAGUACAGUAUAGGUUUAUUCAAGCCUUUGGCAGCGUACUCCUGUGGGAGCAUGCAGUAGGGGUUUAAGGUAUUCAAAGUGGCUAAUACAGCAAAAGAAAUGUGGGUAUUAAAGUCUGGCAGUGGCAGGGCAAUUUCUUAAGCAGGUGAUAAGCAAAUAGUAAAUUAUAAAGGUGUAGUAUAUGAGCUUUUAGUUUGUGCACUCAUAACUUGUUCUCUUGAUUAUGUUGUUUGCUUUGUAAGGUGAAGUAUGGUUGGGCUGGCAAGGUGUGUUGGGUGCUCAGUGGGUGUGCCAGCCGAGCCCGUGAAGAUUAGGCUUUCCUUCAUGGUGGAAGGAUUUCUGCUUCAUAAGAAAUCCUAUGGCGAAAACCAGGAAAAGGGGAAACAUUCCAGUAGCACCAAUAGCAAAAGGUAGCUGCCUUGGGGUCCUCUUCCAGUAACGGAGUUCAGCUGCUGCGCUUGUGCCUGGGCUGCUGUGCCGAGAGCCCGGCUGUCUCCGGCUCAACAGGGAGUAGGCGGCAAAGCUGUGUCCUAUCCAACUCUCAUAAAAGGGUUUGAUUUAAAAACUGGUUGAUUUGAAGUUUUGUGAAAGAGGGUACUAAAAAAUGUAUGCCCAAAAUCAGGUGUCUGAAUAAAAAGUCAAGCAUAUCUUGGGUCAGAGAAAAGGGCCAGCUUCUGAAAUCCUCAUUCCUAGCACUAAAGUGUUUGGAGCUUUAGUGUAUCUGCUUGUCCAUGGAAACAAAUUGUUCCUCACCUCGUUGUUCCCCUUCCUCACCAUGUUAUGGCAACCGUUGUUUGCUUGCUUCGAAAACGUAAAAGUACUGCUGUUGCCUAAGUGGUGCUUAAAUUUCAUACCUUAUUAUAUGCGUGAUGCUUGCUGCGUUAAUGGUCUACUUCUCAAACACUUUUCAGCCGUAUUGAAGAAUCUAUACUGUAAUUCCACAAUUGGGAUUAAAAAAGAGCAAUAAAUCAGAAAAUGUUUGUUUUACAGUACUUUGGAUGUGUUUGGGUUGCAUUCCUGAAAGAGCACUGCGAGCGUGUUAGAGCUCGGGGGAGUUGGUUGCUCUUCCAGUUGCUGCCAUCGGGCAAGCUCCUCCAUUCUUCCCAUGCAGGAUAAAGCGCGUAAGGCAGCUGGAAAAUGCUGGAAGGUAGCUGGAAGUGUUGGUGUGAUGUCUUGGUACAAUGCCACCUAGAUACACAGGCAGAUGUGUCAGGGGAUGUUAUGUCUUGCAGGAGUCCUCUUUCCCCACUCAUUAAAUAGAGAAAGUGAUUAUAAUUUCUUUUGUAAGGUGGUUUGAAAUCUAUUAAUUAAAGAGUGCUUUUAAUAGCAUCUGAGUAUGUCAUCAAUCAGUCAAAUUAUUUUUGAGUGCUUAAGAUGUAGGCCUUAUUUGGAAGAUGAGAAUGAUCAAGUAUGCCUAAAUUCAUGCAGUACCAUAUUGUGUAUCCUAUGUACUUUAUAUAACACACAGCGUAACCCUGUUUUUCUUAGCUAAUAGUCUCUUGCUUUAUAUAACACAUAGUGUAACCCUGUUUUUCUUAGCUAAGUAGUCUCUUAUCACUGAAAAUACUCAUGCGAGGAAUAAUCCAUUAGUAAUCUUAUCUAAGAAAUCUAUUUUAUGCAUCAGCCCCCGGUCUCUGCCAGCCAAGGGGAAUUUCCUGCUGCUCUGCAUGCUGCACGAUACGACGCUCGCAGCGAAAGAGGUAUCCUAGAUAUUUGGUGACUGAGAUCAUGUUUUGCACUUUGAACACUCAUAAAGUUGACAUGGACAAGCUCUUAGGAGCACAAAUUGGCCUUGAAGACUUCAUAUUCGCCCAUGUAAAAGGACAACGAAAAGAAGUGGAAGCUAUUAAAACUGAGGAUGUGCUUGGGCUUACCAUUACAGACAAUGGAACCAGUUGUGCAUUUAUAAAGCGAAUCAAAGAAGGUAGCCUUAUGGACCAAAUCAAAACAGUCUGCGUAGGUGAUCACAUAGAGUCUAUAAAUGGAAAAAAUGUGUCACAGUAUCGGCAUUAUGAAGUCGCCAAGAUGCUAAAAGAUCUGGAGAAAGGUCAGAUGUUUAAGCUGGAGUUGAUAGAGCCUAUGAAAGCAUUUGAAAUGCUGGAACCAAGGUCACACGGUGCAUCUCUGCCAGAGGCUAAAAUCUCCAGAGGGAGAGAAACUCUUCGACUGAGAACAAAAGGCCCUGCCACUGUGGAGGAAAUGCCAUCUGAAGCUGAAGAAAAAGCAAUAAAAAAGGUGGAUGAACUUCUUGAAACAUAUAUGGGGAUAAGAGAUAUUGAAUUAGCUGCAACAAUGGUGGAAGCUGGAAGAGAUAAGAAAAACCCAGACGAAUUUGCAAUGGCAUUGGAUGAAGCUCUUGGAGAUUUUGCUUUUCCAGAUGAGUUUGUCUUUGAUGUAUGGGGAGCAAUUGGUGAUGCUAAGCAAGGGAGACUUGAAUGAGAACUGUGCAGUUUGUCAAUCCCUGUUUGAAAAUAGAAAAUGAUUUUCAAAUACAUGUAUCAGAAUUUUUUUUUAUUGAAGGGAAUCCAUGAUGCUCUGUAUUAGUAUUCUUAUCAGAAACUUUUGUUUUGCAAAGGAAGGUUUCCAGCAGAAAUUUGGAGAUAAGCCUAAAGUCCUGACAACCGCACAUUCAAAACAAACAUUUAAUUUAUAUGCAGAAAUCAUUGUGAGGAGUGGGAAAAGGAGAUAUAUACAUAUAUAUAUAGUAUGAAUUUUGUGAACAUUAGGUAUCUCUAAUCGUACCCAUAGUUUGAUAUCAACAUUCUGAAACGUUAGACAUGCACCACAGAGUUUUGAUUUUUUAAUCUCUUCUGAAGAAAGGUUUAUAAACUUGAUGACAUACUGCCUAGCUAUACACUGCAAUUCCCUGGUCUUCUAUUGUCCUUAAGUUUGCAAGCACACAGAGCUGUGGAAAACCUGAAACCUCAGGUUUUCUUAUUCUUUGGCCUGGAAGUAGUCUUUUCAGUAGUGUGUGUUGGGAAGAAGCUACCUUGUUUCUGGAGAAGUUGAAUUCAGAGAGCAAAAAUUUCCUCUGAAAUGUGAGAGGUAAGACCUCUGAAUGAGAAAGACUUGCUUUCAUUCAAGUCCUAAUACACACUGUCUGCAUACUACUAAGAUGAACAGAUAGUAGAAAUGCUUGAAGCAGGUAGGAAGCUGUUGCUUUACUCUCAGAUGCCAUAUUAUUGCAAUAAUAAUUGCAUAGGAAGAAACAUGUUAAUUUUGAUUAUUAUUCCUAUAUUUGAAUCAUACCUGUGAUGGAACUGGAAGUCAUAGCAUAUGACUAAUUGAGGGCUUAACUGCUCUUUGCAUAUGCUAAAUGCUUUGUUGAGAACAUAUGAAGAUGCUCCUUUCUUUUUUGUGCUUUUCUUCACAUGGCAAUGUCGAGGAGAGAUUUAAAAAGGUGUUCGAAACUGGAGGGUUUUUUUCCCAUGCAAUCUGCGAUUGUUUGCAUUUUAUAUAUUGUUGUAAAAUCUCAGACAGUCACAGAUAGGCUGAAAAUGCAUGCCUAAAACAUUAAAAUAUAUUUAACUCAUUUUAGAUGUUUGAUUUUCAAAUCAUCUUGUACAUAAAAGUAUUUCCUUUUAUGAUAAUGUCUUACUAAUAGAUCACAGAUUAUUAAAAAUAAACCAUCUAUUUCAAUACAUCCAGCAGGCCUGUGUUUAUACUCUUGUUCGCUUUGUGUUUAAUCAAGAGUGAUGGAAUAAGUUUUGUUUUUGCUUAUAACUGGAUUCAUUUUCAGUUUUUGCUGUGCUUGGUUUUAAUCAAGGCAGAUGUCUGCUGGUAUGUUUAGAAAUAGCUACUUCCAAUUGAUUAUUAUACUGAUUCGGAAGUUAAAAAAAAAAAGUUUUCUCAACUUACAUUUUACCCAAAUAACACGUAACAAGUGUCCCUGAAAACAAAAUUGAGCAAGAAUAUGGGGAAGAUAUCAUGUAGUAUUUUUAUAUUUGCACAAAUGUAUACAUUAAUAGAUAUUAGGUGUAUUUUCUAAAUCACUAUGUAGUUACUUUUCUUCUGAGGAAAAUGCCUUUCACUAUCUUGUGGAGAUUUCUUUUUAAAUUAAAAUAAAGACUAUGCCAAGAGUUCUAUACGUUCUAUGUUAAUGAUUUUUUUUUGCUAAAACCGUAACACUUAGAUGUGUCAUUGGCAAUCAGCGCUUAAGAGGUUCUUAAGAAAGAAAACUUUGUUCAGAAAACUUUGGUUGUUUAUUCCGUCUUUGGGUGAACUGCAGCUUCUCUUAAACAGCUUGUGGUACCAUUCUGUGCUUGUGCUAAUCUUACCAAACGGGCUGUCACCAAAAAAGGUGGACCAGAUUUUGCUCCUG